UCACCAGAGUGCGCCGCGCCGGGAGAGGGAAGGGCGGGGGGAGGAGAGGAGCGCGGGCCGGGACCUCUCCCCGCGGCGGUGCCGGGCGCCAUGGCCCCCCCCAAGGACAUCAUGACCAACUCGCACGCCAAGUCCAUCCUCAACGCCAUGAACGCCCUGCGGAAGAGCAACACGCUCUGCGACGUCACCCUCCGCGUGGAGCACAAGGACUUCCCGGCCCACCGCAUCGUCCUGGCCGCCUGCAGCGACUACUUCUGCGCCAUGUUCACCAGCGAGCUCUCAGAGAAAGACAAACCCUAUGUAGAUAUCCAGGGCCUGACAGCCUCCACCAUGGAGAUCCUGCUGGACUUUGUGUACACAGAGACUGUUCAUGUGACAGUGGAGAACGUCCAGGAGCUGCUCCCAGCAGCUUGUCUGCUCCAGCUGAAAGGUGUGAAGCAAGCUUGCUGUGAGUUCCUGGAGAGCCAGCUGGAUCCAUCCAAUUGUUUGGGCAUCAGGGACUUUGCUGAGACACACAACUGUGUGGAUCUGAUGCAAGCUGCUGAGGUCUUCAGCCAGAAACACUUCCCAGAGGUGGUUCAGCAUGAAGAGUUUAUCCUCUUGAAUCAAGAAGAGGUUGAAAAGCUCAUCAAGUGUGAUGAAAUUCAGGUGGACUCGGAGGAGCCGGUGUUUGAAGCGGUGAUCAACUGGGUGAAGCACUCCAAGAAGGAGCGGGAGGCCUCGCUGCCGGAGCUGCUGCAGUACGUGCGGAUGCCGCUGCUGACGCCGCGCUACAUCACCGACGUCAUCGACACCGAGCCCUUCAUCCGCUGCAGCCUGCAGUGCAGAGACCUCGUGGACGAAGCGAAGAAGUUUCACCUUCGGCCUGAGCUCCGCAGCCAGAUGCAAGGACCCAGGACAAGAGCACGUCUGGGAGCUAACGAGGUCCUGCUGGUGAUCGGUGGCUUCGGCAGCCAGCAGUCCCCUAUCGACGUCGUGGAGAAGUACGACCCCAAGACUCAGGAGUGGAGUUUCUUGCCAAGCAUCACGCGCAAGCGGCGCUACGUGGCCACGGUCUCGCUGCACGACCGCAUCUACGUCAUCGGGGGCUACGACGGCCGCUCGCGCCUCAGCUCCGUCGAGUGCCUGGACUACACCUCGGACGAGGACGGCAUCUGGUACUCCGUGGCGCCCAUGAACGUGCGCAGAGGCCUGGCCGGAGCCACCACCCUGGGAGACAUGAUCUACGUCUCCGGAGGCUUCGACGGCAGCCGGCGGCACACCAGCAUGGAGCGGUACGACCCCAACAUCGACCAGUGGAGCAUGCUGGGGGACAUGCAGACAGCACGGGAAGGAGCAGGGCUGGUGGUGGCCAAUGGAGUCAUCUACUGCCUUGGUGGCUAUGAUGGGCUGAACAUUCUGAACUCUGUGGAGAGGUAUGAUCCCCACACAGGACACUGGACAAAUGUCACCCCCAUGGCCACCAAGCGCUCAGGGGCCGGCGUGGCGCUGCUGAACGACCACAUCUACGUGGUGGGCGGCUUCGACGGCACCGCUCACCUCUCCUCCGUGGAGGCCUACAACAUCCGCACCGACUCCUGGACCGCGGUCACCAGCAUGACGACCCCGCGCUGCUACGUGGGCGCCACGGUGCUGCGGGGCAGGCUCUACGCCAUCGCGGGGUAUGAUGGCAACUCCCUGCUGAGCAGCAUCGAGUGCUACGAUCCCAUCAUCGACAGCUGGGAGGUGGUGACCUCCCUGGGCAUGCAGCGCUGCGACGCUGGGGUCUGCGUCCUCCGGGAGAAGUGACCUGGGGGGGCUCGCAGAGAGCGUUCUGAAGAGCCUCAGCUGGAGGCAGAGUCCCAGGAGAUGCAGUGACUGUUCUCCAGGGCUGAAGAUGCUGUGGCAAUAGGCACCAGAAGAGCAGCUUUCUGUGCUGCUUUUGACUCGAGCAUGUGCAUAGCUGUGUCACCUCAGCAGUCAUUUGAGAUCGGGGGCUCUGUGCAGCUGGAGGAAGGAAGGUGCUGAAGCAGCUGGAGGAAGGAAGGUGCUGAAGCAGGUCAGGAGCUGCCUUCUCUGCUGUUGCUGUGGCUCAGCCUGUUGGCAGAGCAGAGAUGCCCCUGGCCUUGGUGCCAGCCAGCCUGGUGAACGCUGCCAAGGACGUGUACAUAGAGCUGGCUGGGCUCUGCAGCCCAGGCAGCUGCUCUGGUGGCUCCCAGCCGUGUGAACCCUGAACCCAGCUGCUCUCCUGCCCCAGCUUCAGCCCCUCCUGUACAUACUGAAUGUGUGCCCUGCUCCUGGAGCGCGCGGCGCAGCGCCAGGCCGGGCAGCAGGGCCCUCAGCUCUGCACCCAAGGGAGUCGCAGCUUAAAGCUGUCAACUACUGAGACCCAACAGCCUGAGGCUGCAGGGGCAGAGGGCAGGGGGCAGAGCUCUUUGCCUGGCACAGCAGCAGGUCUGCAGCCUUCGUGCUCAGCACAGCUCCUCAGAGAGCUGAGCAGCCCCAGCUGCAGAGCUCUGCAUCUCCUGGCAGCAGGAACCUUCCUGGGGUGCAGCAGUGCCUUUGCCCCCACCCCUGUGGGGAGGUCAUCCUGCAGAGGCCCUGAAAGUAAGGGACAGUUGCUCCUACCCCUGUGGAACUUGCUGGUCAGCAGCUGGGGUUGGUCCCUGGGCCACUUGUGUCCAGCACACCCACAUCAGCCUCUCAGUCAGGUUCAUUGUGUUGACUUUCACUUAGGAUUCUUCUGCUUCCUGGGCCAUUUUGGAGUGAAAUCCUGGACUGGGUCCUGCCCUUUGUCCUCAGCUGUUCAUUCCCCAGCCUCCCAACUCCACACCACCUGCCCCACGAGCCCCAGGUGAGAGCCUCCUCUCCUGCUCACAGAGCUCUCAGCAUGUCUCUGGGAGCUCUCCUGCACCAUCAGCUUGCCCCCUGCAGUGCCUGGGCUCUGUGUAGUGCUGCUCGUGGAGCUUGCUGCUGCCUCCUGCUUGGGGCUGAGGGUGGGCUCAGGGCUGGUAGCAUGACUGCAACGAUGCACUUUCAGCACCGCUCCCCUCGGCCUCUGUUCUAUCACACAAAGUGUUCUGUGGUUCUGUUUCCUAUUGUUUAUUUUUUAAUGAAAAUAUAAAGAAUAAAAUAUUUCCUG
Dryobates pubescens (Downy woodpecker) is the source of this 3121-nucleotide messenger RNA. It is a transcript of the gene KLHL12, whose product is annotated as kelch like family member 12. NCBI's taxonomy places the organism in Eukaryota, Metazoa, Chordata, Aves, Piciformes, Picidae. The record is from RefSeq and is a predicted model, not a curated record. The coding region runs from base 91 to 1788 and encodes 565 amino acids. Gene Ontology annotation, molecular function: protein binding. The transcript is spliced from 12 exons.